This is a messenger RNA of Diceros bicornis minor, 1560 nucleotides long. It is a transcript of the gene SOSTDC1, whose product is annotated as sclerostin domain containing 1. The record is from RefSeq and is a predicted model, not a curated record. The transcript is spliced from 2 exons. Lineage: Eukaryota; Metazoa; Chordata; Mammalia; Perissodactyla; Rhinocerotidae. Gene Ontology annotation, biological process: negative regulation of Wnt signaling pathway; negative regulation of BMP signaling pathway. Gene Ontology annotation, molecular function: BMP binding. The coding region runs from base 122 to 742 and encodes 206 amino acids.
UGAACGCCAAACCUCAGUGGAUAUAUAAAGGGAACCUUGAGGAGGAAUUUCACAGUUACAGUGCAGAGGCAGAGGGAAAGGAAUUAACCAGCUCUCCAGCCAAGCAAAUCCUCUACUCACCAUGCUUCCUCCUGCCAUUCAUUUCUAUCUCAUCCCCCUUGCAUGCAUCCUAAUGAAAAGCUGUUUGGCUUUUAAAAAUGAUGCCACAGAAAUCCUUUAUUCACAUGUGGUUAAACCUGUUCCAGCACACCCCAGCAGCAACAACACGAUGAAUCAAGCCAGAAAUGGAGGCAGGCAUUUCAGUAACACUGGACUGGAUCGGAACACUCGGGUUCAAGUGGGUUGCCGGGAACUACGUUCCACCAAAUACAUCUCUGAUGGCCAAUGCACCAGCAUUAGCCCUCUGAAGGAGCUGGUAUGUGCUGGCGAGUGCUUGCCUCUGCCAGUGCUCCCCAACUGGAUCGGAGGAGGCUAUGGAACCAAGUACUGGAGCAGAAGGAGCUCUCAGGAGUGGAGAUGUGUCAAUGACAAGACGCGUACCCAGAGAAUCCAGCUGCAGUGUCAAGAUGGCAGCACGCGCACCUACAAAAUCACAGUGGUCACCGCCUGCAAGUGCAAGAGAUACACUCGGCAGCACAAUGAGUCCAGUCAUAACUUUGAGAGCAUGUCUCCUGCAAAGCCAGCCCAGCACCACAGAGAGCGGAAAAGAGCCAGCAAAUCCAGCAAGCACAGCAUGAGUUAGAACUCAGACUCUCAAAACUGGACUGACUAGUAACCAUCUGCUUUACAGAUUUGAUUGCUUGGAAGACUCAAGCCUGCCAUUGCUAUUUUCUUACUUGAAAAUAUAUGCUUUCUGCUUUGAUCAAACCCAGCAAGCUGUCCUAUGUAUCAGGACUUCCUUUUCAAGUUUUUCUAGAUAUAAACGUAUCCAUGAGUGCAAUUUGCAUUUUGAUUCCACACAUCCCGUAGUUUUAAUUCCCCGAGGUUCUUGAAAGACUGGUGGUGCUAUAUACAUCAAUGAAUCAUUACUUUUUAAAACAGAAAAGGGCUUCUCAGUUACCCUCCAUUUCCCAACCCCCCCACCCCCUCGCCCGCCCCCUAACAAAACCCCUUCAAAAGUGAAAAGCUAAAAAAAAAAAAAAAAAUUGUUGCCGUGAAUCUUCACGGUAACACUUCGGAAAGGUGCUUUUUUGGUAAUCUUCAUGGGAACAGAUCUCUCUUUGAAGGAGUGAAAGACCUUGUGGCAUGUCACUUCAAAAAUAAGCCCUGUAGCUUUUUACAGUCUCUAAGUAUGAAAUUAUACCCUGCAUGCUGACCCUCGCUUGGAAUGGAAUGUCAAAAAUGCAUGGCAGCAGCUAAUAAGUAAAGCUGAUUAACUAUUUAUUUGUCAAUGUUAUUAUUUAAUGAGCUUUCACAUGUGAUUUUUUUCAAAAUGUUAAUUUUUUGUGUUUUGAGGCUUUCUCAUGUACCUAAAUAUUUUCCUGUAUGAUUGUGGUUAAUCUAGAAAUAUGAGAAUACAUGUUGUAGAUAUGUAAAAUAAAUAUUUUAGUCUCCUUAUUA